Messenger RNA from Dentiscutata heterogama, 325 nucleotides. The record is from the annotation of a GenBank genome assembly. Lineage: Eukaryota; Fungi; Glomeromycota; Glomeromycetes; Diversisporales; Gigasporaceae.
AUGUCUCUUCGAAGGAAAGACAAAUUUGCAUUUUUCGUUUUCUUGUCUAUACUUGCCUUCGCAGUUGUCUGUAUUGUGACUGCAAACUAUGAACCCAUCUCCAAUGAGAAACCUGAGAAACAAAAGUAUAUUAUAGUACUGCGGAAAGAUAUAUCGGAUUCAGAUAUGGAAAAUCUAAAGUUAUAUCUCAUUGGACUUGGUACACAUAUUUAUAAUGAAUAUAAUUCAGUCGUAAUGAAAGGCUUCGCUAUUGAAAUGCCUGAAGAAUAUGUAUCAGUUUUGAAAGAAGAUAAGAAUGUGGCAUAUGUAGAACCGGAUCAAACAG